AUGGAGGCUGAAGCACUGAAUACCUCAGCUACAAAGGGACCCUCAACCAUCUCACUUACCCCCGCCGAGCGCAUCGCUGAUUUGAAUGAAAUUGACCAAUCCAUUUCGAUCCUACUUUUGGCUGCAUCCGAUGCAGUUGAGAUUCUUUCAAACUCCCCAUCCCCAGAAAACAAUAUUCGAAGUUCGUCCGCGGCUCGCACCGCAUUUACGCAUGCUGCCUCGACAUAUUUCUCAACGCUGUCAUCCAUCGAAGUGCGACUGCGACGCCAGGUCUAUGCUUUGGAAGAAGCCGAGCUAGUCAAACCUGGAGAUGAAGCUGACGCAAGGAAGGGCAGAAAAUUUGGCGGCGAUGCUGGAACUUCAAGAGUUGGUGGGGGGCCGUUGGACCCAAGCUGGCUAAAUGCACGUGCCAGCGAUAAGGUUGCUGAGGCCAUGAAGCAAGAGCUGUUGUCGAGAGCAAGAGACUUUGUAGAGCGGUCGGAAUUGAAAACACAGAAUGAACGCGACGCUCCCAGUUCUUUGGAAAACGCUGUGAAAGCGAUCCCCACCCCAGACGAAGAGAUGGACUGA
Messenger RNA from Exophiala aquamarina CBS 119918, 570 nucleotides. RefSeq lists its product as uncharacterized. The record is from RefSeq and is a predicted model, not a curated record. Gene Ontology annotation, molecular function: transcription coregulator activity. The transcript has a single exon. Gene Ontology annotation, biological process: regulation of transcription by RNA polymerase II. NCBI's taxonomy places the organism in Eukaryota, Fungi, Ascomycota, Eurotiomycetes, Chaetothyriales, Herpotrichiellaceae. Gene Ontology annotation, cellular component: mediator complex. Bases 1 to 570 code for a protein of 189 amino acids.